Messenger RNA from Perca flavescens (yellow perch), 6278 nucleotides. RefSeq names its product GLIS family zinc finger 2b (gene glis2b). Lineage: Eukaryota; Metazoa; Chordata; Actinopteri; Perciformes; Percidae. Gene Ontology annotation, biological process: regulation of transcription by RNA polymerase II. The transcript has 7 exons. Gene Ontology annotation, molecular function: RNA polymerase II cis-regulatory region sequence-specific DNA binding; DNA-binding transcription factor activity, RNA polymerase II-specific. The coding region runs from base 1082 to 2545 and encodes 487 amino acids. The record is from RefSeq and is a predicted model, not a curated record. Gene Ontology annotation, cellular component: nucleus.
GUGAAAUAGAGGGGUGUUACCCUUCACGAAGGCCUGUUGAUGUGGGGGAGAUGAGGCGGAGAGAUGGCCAUGAUGACCGAGAGAGAGUUUGGAGAGGAGCCGGGGACUGCCCAUGGUGGAUGGGCGGAGCAGUAAGCAUGCGCUGAGCUGGCAGACUCUGGGCUGGUCCUGACGGGCUGGCUGGGCUCCGGGCGGCUCUCUGUGCGCUUCAGACGGUCUUGGGGGAGACUACCACCAACACUCAGCGUCUCCUCGAGUACCUCAGAGAAUAAACGGAUUGAAAAGCAGAAGAGACCCGAGGGGUAACUGCGAGAAAACAAAGCAAACAGCUUCACCCCGGCAUCUGGAAAAGCACCGAAGAAGAAGAAGAAGGAGACGAUCCUCCCCCUCUACCCCACACCUCUCCGCCAACCCGCCCUAUCCACCCUACCCACCACUCCGUGCCAUCCCUCUGGUCUGAACUGCCCUCCAGUCCCACCCCGUCAGGAGAACCACGACCACCCAAAGGAAACCCCCACUUGACCAGCGUUGCCAUUAAGCGAUGCGCUUUGAAUUUAGGAAGAAAUCAUCUAUGCGUUUUUGAUGCACAACACAGCCAGUGGUCUUCAUUUUUUUUUUCCACAGCGGGAACAGUUAAGGUUACGGAUUUGGGUGUUUACACUUUUUGACGGGUUUCCAGUGGCAUGAUAACAUGCAGAAUAUAUCAUCCCACGGCAACAGACAAGGCUGCCAUUCCAUAGAUUAGUCUUUAUUUAAACAAACAGCUGUCACAUACGCUGCGUUUGAGCUUAUGUUUGAUUUUUUUCCCAUGCUUACAAAGAUCCCGACAAUGGUCUUGGAACGGACCGCCUCUCCAGACACCUAGACAUUUUUGUUCAAGACGUAUCAGCUCUAUAUUUCGUGUUUAUUGAAAAAAAGAAGCGACAAAUUGACGAGGAGUCAUUUGACACCGACGCCGCUUGAGCCAUAGGACUUUGCGUGCGAAGUUUGCACCGGGAAGAGGGGGGCCAAUAAGUCGGAGAUAUCUCGGCCAUAUCCACGGCAUUUUCCCUUUAAGGUGGGAGGUCAGCGGGUUGUGGUCAUGCUGUCCCUGGAUGAGCCCCUGGACCUGAAGCUCCCUCGGCGGGCCAAUGGACGGGACAGAGGGGCGCGCUCUCCCCCGCUCUCUCCGCUGCACCCCAAGCGAACCCGCCAGCUCCGCAUGGCAGAUGAUGGCACCGCAGUCAUAGAGCCCGCCUCGCCAGCAUCACCGCAUGCAGGUGUGCAGGUGGUCCCUCAUGAUCGGACAGACACCCCCACCCCCACUCCCCCUGCAGUGGACCUGAGCAUGUCUCCCUCCUCCCGCCACACCCCCAGCUCUCCAGAAAUGACCAACGGCAACUACAUCCCUUCAGGGAAUUCUCACAUCUCACAGGCUUUUCAGAUUUUCAUGCCAAUUGGAGCUGGGGCGGGACUUCACCUGCCAUCCUCCAUGUUCAUUGGCCAGAUGAGCGACAAGAGAGCCUCUCCUGACCUCUCUGCGGAUGAACAACUGGCCUGCCAUUGGAAGAAGUGCCAUCUGCUCUUUGACUCCCUACAAGACCUGGUGGACCAUGUCAACGACUUCCACGUGAAGCCUGAGAAGGAUUCUGGGUACUGCUGCCACUGGGAGGGCUGUGCUCGCAAAGGGAGGGGGUUUAAUGCUCGGUACAAGAUGCUCAUCCACAUCCGCACUCACACUAACGAGAAGCCCCAUCGCUGUCCCACCUGCAACAAGAGCUUCUCACGCCUGGAGAACCUCAAGAUACACAACCGGUCACACACAGGUGAAAAGCCCUACAUUUGUCCUUACGAGGGUUGUAACAAGCGCUACUCCAACUCCAGCGACCGUUUUAAGCACACACGCACACACUAUGUGGACAAACCCUACUACUGCAAGAUGGUGGGCUGCCUGAAGCGCUACACAGACCCCAGCUCUCUCCGCAAGCACAUCAAGGCCCACGGUCACUUUGUGGCUCAGGAGCAGGGCUCUCCAGGUGGGGUGGGCUCCCUGCUGAGAGGGAGUCAAAGUGGAGUGCUUUCUGGCGAAGGGGGGAAGGAUUCUGCGCUGUCCUAUGUGAGUGCAGCCCACAUUAUUAUCCCAGGGGCAGCGGCUGCUCUCAUGGGAGGCCAUGCUCUGCAGGGUCUGGGUGGUGCCCUACCUGUGUCCCCCCUCAGUCCUCGGCCCCUGGACCUCAGCACGCUCGGUUGCCCCGGCUCACCUCCAGGCAGCCUGGGAGGUACACCCAUCCUGUCCUUCAACGGCUCACCGCUGGGCCUGGCCAAGUCCCAUCUGCUCUCCCAGGCAUUCCCCUCCUCAGCCCUGGGCCUGCCAAUGAUGCCUGUGCUGGGGGCCUCGUCUAAGCGCAGGGCCCACAGCCAACAGGCCAAGAAGGGCCGGGGGGAGGAGGCCGAGAACGAGGUGACUGGGAGGGUCCUGAACCUCUCCACGGGAUCCCAUGAUCCCCUGUCCUGGGUGGUCAUCCCCCCAGGCACCGUGGUGCUCAAACCAGCUGUGGUCAACUGAUACACACACACAUAGACACAUUCCAGAAGAGCUCAGGGGGUCGGGAUGGGAGGGUGAACGCCAUAAUGAGGGUACGGGCGGUCAAAGGUGAUAGGGAUUGGCUCGCACAAUCAAAUCCAAGCAAUGCAUUUCAGAGAGAGGUUGGAAGAGGAGGAAACUAUAUAGAGAAACUCUUUAAACCCUCAAUCAACAAAAAGAAUAGAUACACUACACCUCACAAGAAAUAAAUAUACAACGCAAGCCUCUUGUAUUGAUGGGAAACUAAACUUGGGGCCCAAGAACUGUUUAGGAACAUGUAUGGCUCUGUAUUUCUAUCACAAGGCCUGACAAUGGGCUACUCUUAAUUUUUUAUUUUAUACUUUAUUCAUUCCUGUUUCCUGAAUGUGACAGUCUUAGUGCUCUGUGUACAAACGUCCUGAUUCAUUAAUAAGUAUUUAUAUGACUGCACGUCAUUGACAGUGUGCCUCCAGCUUAGCAGUGAGAUAGAUACACCAUGAAACUGAAUGACGCACUCACAGUUAGGCAAACGUGCACGUAAUAAUAUGACCUGUUUUUUACAGGCUGCUGUGAUUAAUAGGAUUCAGACAGGCUUGCCAAACCAAAGCAAGUGAACUCAAACUGUCUUGGAUUUGCAGUUACAGUUCAAUUAAACACAGCACUUAAUAGUGUCAGCUGGUUAUAGUAUUGAAACCUCAAAACUGCUGCUAACCUCUCAGCUCCCCCAGUGUAACGUAAACUGGGAGAGAGAUCUUUUGACAAUCUGUCCCUAAUUUGGGGAGGACCAACAUGGACCAGCCUAGUCCACCAGAAUGUGUGCCAGGCGUGCAGACUAGGGGCUUUUAAGGCACAGAGCAAACUGAGGACUUAACAGACAAAUGGUGUUGCAUCACCUGACAAUGACCAAUCAUCACUUCCUCUUUUACUCAAGUGAAAUUUAAGGCACCAGUGUGUGUGGCUCCCCCCUCUGGUAGGACACGAUAUACAACAUCCUGCUUUCCAUUUACAGAACUCUCACUGUUUUUACUUCUGGAUUUUCCAGCUGCUUUCUCGUAAUUGAAUCAACAAGGCCAGUUUGUGUAUGAAAGGGCCACUGUGGUGAUAAACACUAGUGUCUUGUUUUUUUAAAAGUGACCCGACCCAAAACCAGCUGUGAAAAACAGGUGGUCGUCCAAUUGAAGCCUAACUUAGCCUUGUCGGUUGAAGUUUUGUCCCAAGUUCAACAAGUCCCAUGCUGUGCCAAAAAUACCUGGAGAGGGGAAAGAGGGAUGCACGUAUUGUGCCACAGAGGGGGGUGUGAUGCACUCAAUGCCACAUACAGCUGGACUGAAUAGGAAGCCACACUCUUGCAAACUGCCUCAUUUUACUCUGUCCAAAGGGGCAAAGAAAAAGACACGUUUGACGUCUGGGAAAACUUUUUUCAUGGUUCGAUUAAGCAGUCAACACGCACUUACCACACACUAUAUUCCUUACAUGUUUUAUAAAAUGUUACUGCCAAGUCAUGGUUUGCUCUUAUUCUCUUUUUCUGCAAGGGUCAAUUUGGCUGUGGGGCCGUUCCAGCCAGGCUUGUGUUGCUCAGUGCUAAUGCAUGUAUGAUGAUGACUGUUGUCUCCACAGUGGAGCAGGAGAGGAUCGUCACAACACAAGGAACAUUCCCUCAAGAGACUGUCACACGCUACCCCCCCUCUCUCUUUUUACUCCAUCUCUGCUUUCUUUGGUGGUCUUACUUUUCCAUCGCCCAGUCUUAGAAAUAAUCAGUUGUUGCUGUUUUAUAUUGUUGUCAUUCUUUUGUUUUUGCAGUUGUUCAGACGAGACAUUUUUUUCUGAUGUUGAAGUUGCUUCUUGUGUUCUGCGAAGGCUGCUCUGCACUCAACUUUCUGCUGUCAAGGAUGGGUCUGUUGAGGGUUAGAGGAGAAGACGAGAGAGAGGGGUUUGGGGGUCCUUGUAGGGCAGUGGUUCCCAAUUUUUUUUUUUUUUUUAUAUAUAUUUUUUUUUUUUUUUUCUACCAAAUAAUAUGACAUUCCGUCAUGACAAUCACAUUGGGGAGGGAUCAUUUAGUGAAGGUGUAGGCAUAAGUUAGCCUACAUGUCUGUAUUAAGUGUCCUAACCAAAUUAUCUUCGGGCUUAAAUUCCAUUUGCAAACUCUGCUUCCUUUGUUUUGACUUUUAAUUUCCACCGCCACACAAAGGGAAACCAUAGAGAAAUAACAUCUGAAAUGGCGGGCAGGUCUGAGAAAGCGUGAGAGCAUAGAGAGACAGGAUUGGCUGAAUGAAUGGACAAGAGAAAGGGAGAUAUGAAGGGAGAGGCUGUGUGCCAGCAUAGGAAAAGAGGAUAGCUGUGCAGCCGUCCUCCAUCUGGCCACCUACCCAGCAAACGGCCCUCUCUGCUCUGAAGUCACUGGCUGUGCUGUGCCCAAUGUGGCAGACACUCACAGGCAUACCAGCAUGCAGAAAAUUAGGCCACUGAACUCUGUCUGCCCUCUGUUGUUUUUUUUUUUUUUUUUUAUAGAUUAAACCCAAAAGGCUCAACUCCCCCACCUCCCGGACGCAAAGCAUUUUACCAGAUGGGGAAACAGUCUAACAAGCCGUAUUCACAGUAAACAAAAACAAAUAUAACUCUCCCUGUCUGAGGACGAGCUUUGCGUCGGGCCUUCCACAGGCCUGCGAAGAUUCCCAGCAGAGAUGAACUGCAUGCCUGUGUUUCUGCCACAGUAAUUCAUAGUCAUCAUUAUCUCACACACACCCCUUCCCCCACUCAUCUCACACACACACACAGUCUCUGGGUUUAGGCUGGGCAUUGAAGUGAAUCUCAUUGUGAGUGGACAAUCCUGGCAUGUGAUGUCAUCAGAAACAGGUGUUAAGUAGGCUAGACAUGGUUCCCUUGGCAACAGCAAAACCCAGAGAUGCAGCGGCUCUUCUCCCUGUCUGUCUGUCUGUCUGUCUGUCUCUCCUCUGCAGGUCUAAGCCAGGGACAGAAAGAGGCAGCAGAAAGCUGAAUCAUAUGACACGGAUCCACACAGGGUCCACAUCUUUUCAAUAUCAAAUAAGCUGUAUGAUCCAUUAACCCUUUGAGCUCAGUCUGUAAUAAACUGCACUUUUGUUCCCCUCAUAGCGUGUUUAGAUAUGGAGAUGCUGCCACAUCCUUUAUGUACAGCAUAAUUCAUCAGUUGUUUUGGGAACCAAGAAUAAUUGUAAAAAUCAUCCUCAGUCACUUAAACGUCAGAAUUUGACGUCGUUUUUUGUUUUGACAGUAUAAAAUCGGUACUUGCUCCUGGAGAUUUUAAAGUUACCCUCACUUACUGCUAUGAAAAGUGGAACCGAGAUCCAGGGCACAAAAUUUGUGUUAGCUAGCUAAGUCAGUGUCAUUGUAGAGGGGUGACACUGACUGAAGUGCCACAGUGUUGCACAAAGGGUUAAUGAUAAGACUAAGGCCAUGCAAGGCCUGUUCCAAGUUAUGUUUUUUGCACAUUUGUGAGAUAUUGUGAGUAUUUUAAUUUUUUCAAGUGCCUUUUUAUUAUAGAUAAGAUACAGAAGUUACACACUAUAUGAAAAAAAAUUAUAUGAAAAUAUAUUUUUCGUGGCAUCAUGUUCUAUGGUUGAACAUGCAGAGUUUUAGAGUUGUAAAAGUCUACAAUUGGUACAACAUAGCGGUGUUCUCCUGUUUUAGAGGAAUUUUAUUACGAUAUUGAUAAUAAUGUCAAUGAAAAGAAAAUUGUUUAAUAAAGUUGUAUUUGAUA